AUUCAAUUGUUUUGUUUGAUAGACGAAGCUUAGGGUCUCUUUGGGUUUGCAACCCUUACCCUCCUGGAAAAAAAUCAUAGUUGCUAGACUGCGACACUUCAGACCAGGUACUAUUAGAGCCGCUAAUGGAAGACGAGCUAUUUUCCGCUAUCCGGAGCUCAAGUAUUUGAGCCGCUAAAUGGACGACACUCCUGGGGAAAGGAUGCAGAGAAUGAGGAGAAAACACUCGUAGAUCUAUGGAGCAGGGAGUAGGUAUUGUACUACUUCCUGGUAUGGAGCACUGAGAAGCGCUUGGUGACAUCGUCCAAGAUCGACAGGGAUGGCGGGUCACCUGCCGUGACGCUGUUGACGCUAUUGUCCAGUCCCGCAUGGAGCCUGUGGCGAAGCCCCUCAUCUGUGGCACUUGUGCACGCAGUUUUCGUCGGCCACAGGAUAUUGCGAGGCACAAGUGUAACGCUGUUCGUGCGGCCCGCGUGCGCUGAGUAUGGCGUUCCCCGCCCGGUGGACAACACGUCUCCUGGUCUGCCCCGUAUGGGGCCACAUAGCCAGUCAUGACAGUGGAAGAAGGAAGGAAGGAAGCUCUCACCGUCCAGGAGCGACACUGACUCGCAUUGCUAUCUGGUGCUCACGAGGUGUUUGUCGCGCUUCAAACGGAGCGUCUCUCAUUCGGCGAUUUGAUCGCAGGACGAGAGAGGAGCUGAUGGACCAUCUCUCUAAUGUUCCUCUUGGUUCGGAGCACCGCCGAGUGCUGGCUUUGGGACUUGGAGUUCUAGCAUCCGUAGCUGCCUCAGGGGGUGCCACUUCUCCCAUCAGCGUCGACUAGUCCGCCGUUCUAUUUAGCAUUGCUGCGUUCCUAUGCCACCGUGCCGGUCUGCGUUGGGCCAGUGUCUUGUCAUGCUGUGCUACAGUGCCGUGUCUAUUCCUGUGAGUGGUCCUAGCACCCCGUCUCGCCAAAGCCUGAGUGUUCACAUCAGUCCCUGAUAUUCCCUGCAAGUACCAAUAGUUCAAGUACGGUGGCAGUGGUGGUUGCAUCUCGGCCGCCAAGGUCUGCGACGGUGUGUGGUAUGACUGCCCGGAUGGCUCCGACGAGAGCAAGUGCACUAGCACACGCGGCACUGCAGCACCAGCAGACUCCACCAAAUGGCUACAUCCAGGGAGCCAGCAUGACCAGCUAUGGCAGCCAGAUUGCGUUUGGCUGCUACCAGCCAUGCGUUCUCCAGGGACCUGCCACCCGCACCUGCCAGCUGAGUGGCAAGUGGGAUGGUGUACCACCUGUCUGCACAUUGGCCUCGCCUUACAAGAGUGGCUUCCAGCCAUGUCGUGAUGGUACCUGCCUGGCCUCAUCCAAGUUCUGCAAUGGCGUUUUCUUUGAGUGUCCCGACAACACAGACGAAUAUCAAUGCGGCACGACUGGACCCGGUGUGUGCACACCGCUAGCUAAACCGACCAACGGCUACUCCCAGGGCACAAACUAUUCUGCUGGAGGAAGCGUCGUCUUCGGCUGCAAUUCCGGAUACAACCUGCAGGUAAGCAUUGUGCGCAUCUGCCAGAUUGACGGUUCCUGGAGUGGGGCAGCUGCCUCAUGUAAUCCCAUUCAACUGCAGUGCAAGUCUGGCUACCUGCCCUGCCUGCAUUCCAGUGGCUGUAUCCUGCCAUCACAGCGCUGCGACGGUGUUUGGUACGACUGUGCUGAUGGCUCUGAGCAGUACUGCCCAGGCAAGGUCACACCAGCUCCAGGUCAAACCGACGGCCAGGUCCUGUCACAACCGGCACUGGGCUCAAUGACCGCGAACGGCUUGAUGUUCAGCAACACGACCACGUUUGUGUGCACAUCUCCCUAUGUCCUUAUGGACUCGGCCGUGCGUACUUGUGAAAUCAACGGCCAGUGGAGCGGUGUGCAGCCAACUUGCGUCCUGACGACUGCUGCUCUGAGUGCGGCCAGUGACGAGCUAGUCAAGGACUCCAUCUCAGAACGCAUGACACAAACGUGUUAGCUCCCGCUCCAUGCCCAUUGUUGGAGCGAUAGUCCUGGAAUCCAGAGUUGCAAGUGAGGUGGUGAUACGGCAAGCAGACGGUGGCAAAGUACGGCUUCAAAGCUCUACGUCUGGCAAGUGGCCGGCAUACCACCCCAAUGGACAUCGGAACAGUAAAAGUAGAGUAGCAUCUCUACGUGACAGGGAAUGAGCGCAAGCCAGUAUUGCCAAGCACUGGGGACCUUUGGCAAUCUGAAUGUUUUGUCCGAGAAUCGAUCCUUGGAUCUGUGGCGUUGCAGUUGUGGUGCUCCCGACCCUCUUGCGCGAUGGCGAGACUUGGCGAAAAGGUUCGAGACAUACGGCAUCUCAAUAUCUUCCACCACGAUCAGUACAUCAGCACUACCAUUGAGCGUAGCGACAUCAGCAAUAGAAGACGCACAUGAUAUCAUUCCCCCUUAGCGAAGACCCGGGAAUACCUGAGAAGAUGUUAGCCGCGACUUUACUGGAAAAGUUGUCGGUGACAACGGUACUCCAUAUUUUAGCUGCAUGCAAUAGGUCUCUCAACAAGUGUACCCAAAGUUUUCAAGCUAAUACACAAGCAAAUUCACUAGGAUCCGAGUAUAUUUUCCUACACCUCUCCCUGUUUGUUGUUGUUAUUUCUGCAUUCAAAUUGUUUGUGUACCUCUACAUUUAUUACAGUAGAGCCACGCAUCCACGACUGUUGUUUCCAAGGGGUCAGGCUCGUCAGUUAUACAAAACCUUUCAGCAAUCUGGCCUUAGGCUUAGUUCCUUGACUUUCAUCUUCUUCCAUUUCUUUCUUGGCUGUAGAUAUGUUGUGCCUGUUUUUAUGCUGCCAUGUUGCCACUUGGGGUUAUACACCCGGUUUUUUCCCUCAUUCGUGCGUCCGUCGGCGCGAGGGUUUUUCCCGGCUGGCUCGGUCCAGAGAAAUUUAUCUGACGGUCCCAAGUGGUGCUUGUCCUGGCUUAUUUAUGUUAGAUGAAUGUAUUAAUUCCUUCCUCCUGGGAUCUGUCCCCUGUUGUUGCUCCUAGUUUUCUUCUGCAUUCCGGUUCACAUCUGGCUGCGGCCUACUACCCUCACUCUGUGUGCUCCUGCCUCUGUUGUCUGGGUCCAUGUCGUUA
Molecule: messenger RNA, 3112 nt
Organism: Sycon ciliatum
Lineage: Eukaryota; Metazoa; Porifera; Calcarea; Leucosolenida; Sycettidae
Product: E-selectin-like
Exons: 15
Coding region: 1065-1994 (309 amino acids)
Molecular function (GO): protein binding
Source: RefSeq, a predicted model, not a curated record